Messenger RNA from Aaosphaeria arxii CBS 175.79, 1623 nucleotides. Its product is annotated as isocitrate dehydrogenase [NAD] subunit 2, mitochondrial. Lineage: Eukaryota; Fungi; Ascomycota; Dothideomycetes; Pleosporales. The transcript has 6 exons. The coding region runs from base 154 to 1329 and encodes 391 amino acids. The record is from RefSeq and is a predicted model, not a curated record. Gene Ontology annotation, biological process: tricarboxylic acid cycle; isocitrate metabolic process. Gene Ontology annotation, molecular function: magnesium ion binding; isocitrate dehydrogenase (NAD+) activity; NAD binding. Gene Ontology annotation, cellular component: mitochondrion.
CUACGCUUCCCUUCCAACCUUUCCACCACCUCCGCUACUCCGUCCACACUUCUCUCCCCCCGCCCAAACGUCAAAAAAAGCUACGACCGGUUCGCGUAGCUUUACCAUUGAGUUAAUUGGGAUUUUUCCAUCGUUUUUCGAAAAAGGAAAAAGAUGCUGGCCGCUCGAUCGUUCGCCGCCCCGGCGCGGCAGUGCCUCUACCGUGCGAAUGCUGGAGCUUCCAGGUGGGCGGCACCCGCGCUCGCGCAGUCUCAAUCGCGAAACUACGCCGCUCCCGCUGCCCACGAGAGGGUCGCCAAGUUCAAGGGAACCAAGGGCAACGACGGCAAAUACACAGUUACCCUCAUUGAGGGAGACGGCAUCGGACCGGAAAUCGCGCAGUCCGUCAAGGACAUCUACUCCGCCGCCAAUGUGCCCAUCAAGUGGGAGUCGGUCGACGUCACCCCCCAAUUGAAGAACGGAAAGACUGUCAUUCCCGACGAGGCCAUCGCCAGUGUCACCAGGAACUACGUUGCGCUCAAGGGACCCCUCGCCACCCCCGUCGGCAAGGGCCACGUCUCUCUCAACCUCACCCUCCGCCGAACCUUCAACCUCUUCGCCAACGUCCGACCCUGCCAGUCCAUCCAGGGCUACAAGACCCCCUACGAUGGCGUCGACACCGUGCUCAUCCGUGAGAACACCGAAGGCGAGUACUCCGGCAUCGAGCACGUCGUCGUCGAUGGCGUCGUCCAGAGCAUCAAGCUCAUCACCCGCGAGGCCUCCGAGCGCGUCCUCCGCUUCGCCUUCCAGCACGCCCAGUCCAUCGGCCGCAAGAAGGUCCGCGCCGUGCACAAGGCCACCAUCAUGAAGAUGUCCGACGGUCUCUUCCUCAGCACCGCCCGCGACGUCGCCAAGGACUUCCCGGACAUCGAGUUCGACGCCGAGCUCCUCGACAACACCUGCCUCAAGAUGGUCACCGACCCGACCCCCUACAACGACAAGGUGCUCGUCAUGCCCAACCUGUACGGCGACAUCCUGUCCGACAUGUGCGCGGGCCUCAUCGGCGGCCUCGGCCUCACCCCCUCCGGCAACAUCGGCGACGAGUGCUCGAUCUUCGAGGCCGUCCACGGCUCUGCCCCCGACAUCGCCGGAAAGCAGCUCGCUAACCCCACCGCCCUCCUCCUCUCCUCCAUCAUGAUGCUCCAGCACAUGGGUCUCAACGACCACGCCUCCAACAUCCAGAGCGCAAUCUUCAAGGUCCUCGCCGAGGGCAAGUCCAUCACCGGCGACCUCGGCGGCAAGGCCAAGACCUACGAGUACGCCGACGCCGUCAUCAAGGCCCUCAAAUAGAUAGAUUUCCCCACGUCUUUUCCUCACCCUUAGACUACGUACACUACCCUACCCCGCCUACACUCCCGAACGACGAUCAAACAGCACGAUUUUUAAAGUUAAAGGCCGAUCGAAGUAAAGAUGACUGACUGACUGACUGUAUAAAUCAACAAACCUUACUAUCUACUCUUGAGUGUUUUUGUGUUUUUAAUGGUGAUGGUGAAUUUGUAUAGGAAGUGAGGCUGUCAGGAUCUAAGUCUACGGUGUACAACACACGAUAUGACACGAAACAAAAAUACUAAACACAGUUCUGCC